GCCGGUGUGGUAGGGAAUCCAACGGUCUUCCCACACAUUAACUCCAUAUCCAGCGUAAACUUUUUGUUUAAUUUUCAGCAACACUAGUUUCCAUACCGCUGACAUACUUGUCCACACAUUGUUUACAUCUUAUUUGCAAAGGUUUAUAUAGUAUUUUUCUUUCAAAAAACUUGAACCACUGAUGAAUCAGGGUAUUAGAUAUUUUUAUUUUGGUUAUGUAGCGCAAAUUCUCAAAAAAAAAAAAAAAUAUCAAGUAUUUGAGAGAAAAGUAGAAAAGUAAAUAAAUGUAUGUUUUGACCCCGAAAAAAAAAACAAUUGAAUUAAUUAACUUUUGAAAGAAGAGAAAUUCUCUAAGGAGGUAGACGAGAAAGGGGGGAUUUUGCGAAGAGUAAGAGAGAAUGCAUUUGACAAAGCGUCUGCAGAAAUCGGACCUAUAAACCUGGUAAUGGGGAGAGGACAAACACAUGGAUAAGAACCCAAGCAGUAGUAUCACUGUCACAGGAAGUUCAACUGGAUCAGCAGAAUGCACUACUGAUCACAACUUGGUUGCCCAUGACGGAUCUUCUGACCAUAAGAAAAAGCUAAACACACCUUCGCCUAAAACCCUUGGUAUGAAUUACACUGUUCCAAAGCCAUUCUCUCUGUCACCUGCUUCCAGAAGAACACCUGUUGGAUAUAAUAAUAAUAACCCCCCGGGAAAUGCUGUUAGCCGCAACUCUUCUUCAAGAUCUAGAGGUUCACAGACAAAUUUGCCUCUAACAGCUAGGAAGACUGUGAGAGAUCAGAAGAAGCACCAUGAUGAAGAAGAAGAAGAUAGCUUUUCUGUUGCUUCCUCAACAGCUACAUCUGUAAGAAGUAAGGUAACGAUUGGAGUUGCUCCAACAUUUAGGAGCACAUCGCGGGUAGAGAGACGUAAAGAGUUUUACAAGAAACUAGAGGACAAGCAGGAAGCACUUGAGGAAGAGAAGAGAGAAAACGAGAAAAGGCUCAAGGAAGAGCAAGAAGUAGUCACUAAGCAACUCCGGAAGAACAUGGUUUACAAAGCUAAUCCUGUACCAAAUUUUUACUACGAAACUCCUCCACCGAAACUUCCAUUGAAAAAGUUUCCUCUGACUCGGCCCAAGUCACCAAACCUUAACCGUAGAAAGAGCUGCAGCGAGACAGUUAACUCUUCACAUCAGGAGGUGAAAGGGAAGCCUUUUGCUCGACGUAGACACAGUGUAGACGGUUGCAAGAAAGAAUCCAAAGCGAGUAAAAAUAUCCCAAGCACUCCAAAUGUGAAAAAGUUCACAAAGGAAACUCCAACAAAGUCUGAAGAAGUUUAUGGAAGAAGCAAGAGUGGCCAUGAGGGAGAGGUAGGUGAGAAAUGCAUUGAUGUUGUGAGUGAAGCUUAGUUAUAGUUUCUUUUGACUAACAAGAAAAAAGGGUAAGAAGCAAUUAUAAGGGGGAAGAACAAGUUUUUAGAGUGAAGAACAAUCUCAAAGUUUCACCUUUCUUUUUGCUCAAUGUUCUGCAGGUCAAUUGCUCUAUAUUUGAUUUCUUAAGCAGCUACUCUCACUUUCAUUUGAUCUUUUCUUUAAUCUGUUUUGACAAAUGAUGUGAAAUGUAUAAUUAAGGUUGUUGUAUUAAAAGCUACUGGAAACAGAGACUUUAAAACAGAGUACAGAACUUUUCAAACUCUUA
Messenger RNA from Brassica napus (rape), 1683 nucleotides. Its product is annotated as protein WVD2-like 2. Gene Ontology annotation, molecular function: microtubule binding. The record is from RefSeq and is a predicted model, not a curated record. Gene Ontology annotation, biological process: microtubule cytoskeleton organization. The transcript is spliced from 7 exons. NCBI's taxonomy places the organism in Eukaryota, Viridiplantae, Streptophyta, Magnoliopsida, Brassicales, Brassicaceae. Bases 465 to 1394 code for a protein of 309 amino acids.